Rosa rugosa (rugosa rose) is the source of this 1745-nucleotide messenger RNA. RefSeq names its product flap endonuclease 1. The transcript has 18 exons. Lineage: Eukaryota; Viridiplantae; Streptophyta; Magnoliopsida; Rosales; Rosaceae. Gene Ontology annotation, molecular function: DNA binding; 5'-3' exonuclease activity; 5'-flap endonuclease activity. The coding region runs from base 132 to 1373 and encodes 413 amino acids. The record is from RefSeq and is a predicted model, not a curated record.
GGUCGUGUACAAGUGCUGGUUUUACUUGUUUGGGAGUAGGCGGGAAGCAGUUUCAUCCCUAACCUCAAACCCAAAGCUUUCUCCUUUCUCUCUUCAUAUUACUCCUCUUCCUCUUCUCUUUGCUACAUCUAAUGGGUAUAAAGGGUUUAACGAAGCUGUUGGCGGACAAUGCCCCAAAGUGCAUGAAAGAGCAGAAAUUCGAGAGCUAUUUUGGCCGCAAGAUUGCCAUCGAUGCCAGCAUGAGCAUUUAUCAGUUCCUUAUUGUAGUGGGAAGAACUGGGACUGAGAUGCUCACUAAUGAGGCUGGUGAAGUUACUAGUCAUCUCCAAGGCAUGUUUUCGCGGACUAUUAGGCUUCUGGAAGCUGGGAUUAAGCCGGUCUAUGUUUUCGAUGGGAAGCCUCCAGAGUUGAAAAGCCAAGAGCUGGCAAAGCGUUACUCAAAGAGAGUUGAUGCUACUCAAGAUUUGGCGACGGCCGUAGAGUCUGGCAAUAAGGAAGACAUUGAGAAAUUCAGUAAACGGACGGUAAAGGUGACAAAGCAGCACAAUGAAGACUGCAGAAGACUUUUAAGGCUCAUGGGUGUACCUGUAAUUGAGGCUCCCUCGGAAGCAGAGGCACAGUGUGCUGUACUUUGCAAGGCAGGAAAGGUUUAUGCUGUGGCCUCAGAAGACAUGGAUUCCCUAACAUUUGGAGCUCCUAAAUUUCUUCGCCAUUUGAUGGAUCCUAGCUCAAGAAAAAUCCCAGUCAUGGAAUUUGAUGUUGCUAAGGUUUUGGAGGAGCUAAAUCUUACUAUGGAUCAAUUCAUUGACUUGUGCAUACUCUCUGGAUGUGAUUAUUGUGACAGCAUUCGAGGUAUUGGAGGUCAGACAGCUUUGAAGCUCAUCCGCCAACAUGGCUCCAUAGAGAGUAUACUGGAGAACAUAAACAAAGAGAGGUACCAAAUACCGGAUAAUUGGCCAUAUCAAGAGGCUAGGCGGCUUUUUAAGGAACCAGUUGCUUUAACCGAUGACGAGCAACUGGAGCUUAAGUGGACUGCUCCAGAUGAAGAUGGGCUGAUUUCCUUUCUGGUGAAUGAAAAUGGAUUCAAUAGUGACAGAGUAACUAAGGCUAUAGAAAAGAUUAAAGCAGCCAAGAACAAGUCAUCACAGGGCAGACUUGAAUCAUUUUUCAAGCCAACUGCUACCACAUCUGUACCCCUUAAACGGAAGGAUAGCAAAUGUGUACUUAAACACCCCAAACCGGCAAUCAAGAAUCAGAUGUUCUCUGUACAAGAUUGUAACUCAUCUAGGCCCAAUGUCAUUGGCAGUCUAAGCCUGCCAAUUUAUAAUUUGGGCGCCAAAUCUCAUACCAUUAUCCAGAGGUGUUUGUUUUAGCACAUGAAGCUGAAAACCUUGGUGAACCUUCAGAGGAAACACCACAAAGUACUGCUAAAGAAACUAGUAACAAAAAGGCAAAGGGCGGUGGUGGCAGAAAGAAGAAAUAGUUGAAUUGGCUCAUGGCCUAUGAAACACGAGUUGAGAUUGCAUUGUGAUCGGUUGAAUUGGCGCAAAUUACCUUUGUGAGUUGGUGCACUCGUCUGUUUUCUUAUGUUUGAAUAGGAUUGCGGGAGACUUGUUUGGUUUUUGGAGGAUUAUUGUAUAAGUAGGUACUUCUGUACUCUGCUUAAAUUUCAGUUUGAUUAAUGGGAAGUCAAUGGCCCAGUCUAUGUACUUCUUGUUUUGCAUUUGGUGAAAAAGUUUCUCUAA